This is a messenger RNA of Xyrauchen texanus (razorback sucker), 2425 nucleotides long. Its product is annotated as E3 ubiquitin-protein ligase RFWD3-like. Gene Ontology annotation, cellular component: nucleus; site of double-strand break. The record is from RefSeq and is a predicted model, not a curated record. The coding region runs from base 171 to 2132 and encodes 653 amino acids. Lineage: Eukaryota; Metazoa; Chordata; Actinopteri; Cypriniformes; Catostomidae. The transcript is spliced from 13 exons. Gene Ontology annotation, biological process: protein ubiquitination; interstrand cross-link repair; double-strand break repair via homologous recombination. Gene Ontology annotation, molecular function: protein binding; ubiquitin protein ligase activity.
AGGGUGGAGCUUCACACUGGCGAAUUUGUGGCAAAAGCGAAGCGUAUUUAUCAAACUCCUUUGUAAUUAUUAAAGAGCGGAUCGCAAUAAUCUUCUAAAAGUUGGAUUAUCGAUGACCACUGAGAGACAUUCCGCAAGAAAACCGUCGGCUUUCUCGAAUAUAUUUGAAGAUGGAGGAGAUGGAGGUGGAUUUGCACAUUGAAAUCUCUGAAUCUGACAGCAGCACCGAGGUGGAUGAAGAGGAGGAAGAGGAUGAUGGUUCCAUGCAGAAUGCUAGCACCUUUGAGCGCCUCAGGCGUUUGGCCUCUCGGGUACAAAGGAGGAGACUGGGAGCUGGUUUGCGUUUCCACAGCUUUUCAGUGGAUGAACGGCUGCAGAUUUUACAGAGAAGUUUACAGGCUUUGGAAGAGCAUGACAGAAACCGUGUAGUCAACAUGGACCCACGACUGAUGGAGUCUUCACCCCAUUCCAGCCACUCCGCUGCAGGAAUCCCGACAGUGUCACAAGAGUCCGCAACAACAGAGGCUGACGGGACAGGGGCUGUAGUGCAGCCAGAAGCCCAGCUAGAACAUCCAACCCCAGAGAAUGAGGCUGUCUCUGUGCCUGUAGAGGCCUCUGCAGCUGCCACACAUACUGCUGCACAGGAGGACGUAGAUGAUGGGGAGGGGGAGACCUGCUCCAUCUGUUUUGAGCUGUGGACCACGGCAGGUGAUCACCGCUUGGCCGCUCUUCGCUGUGGACACCUAUUUGGCCACAUUUGCAUAAAGCGCUGGUUGAUGAGUGGGGGAAAUAAAUGUCCACAGUGUAAUAAACCAGCAAAACGUGAUCAUAUCAUCUUACUUUAUGCACGGAAACUGCGAGCACUGGACAAUUCAGAGGUGAUGCAACUGAAGAGAGCAUUAGAAAUCGAGCAGGGUUUGCGGAGAAAGGAGGAGCUGGAAACAGCUCAGUGUCGUCUACAGUUGCAGGUCACGACUGAUGAAAACAUAAAACUACGUAAAGAGGUUGAGGAGGGUAGGAGGUGGAGAGCUCAUAUGGCCUCCAGCUCCUCUCAGGGAGGUGCUCUCUCUCUGUCCCAGACACAGGACACCUCCACUGGGGGGCAUUAUGUGUUCUCUAAGGCUGUGCUGAUUUCUCAAGCAGGGGGCAGUAGGGUUUUGUCUUACUGUGAGCCUCUCGGCUGCCUGCUGGCGUCCCAGCCCUCUCCACAUGCAACAUUAGUACCAGGCUUUGGGGUGAAGAAGAUAAGUACUGUGAAUCUCAAAGCUAGUCAGUAUGUCCCUAUUCACGGCAAACAGAUCAGAGGUCUUGCCUUCAGCCGACAGCAAGACGGCUUACUGCUGUCUGCAGCUCUGGAUAACACAGUAAAGCUCACUAGCUUGAUGACCAACACCGUGGUCCAGGCCUACAACACGGGCAGACCUGUGUGGAGCUGCUGCUGGUGCCAUGACAACAAUAACUACAUUUAUGCUGGUCUUAGCAAUGGUUCUGUGUUAGUGUAUGACACGCGGGACACAAGUACUUGCGUUCAGGAGUUGGCGCCACUUUGCUCCAGCUGUCCAAUGGUGUCAUUGUCCUACAUCCCCCGCACUGCCUCCAGUUCAUUCCCAUGUGGUGGUCUUAUCGCUGGCACGCUGGAGGGGGGCUGCUUCUGGGAGCAUGUAGAUGGAACCACAUACACGCCUCACAUUCUGCCUCUAGAAUCCGGCAACUGCACAGACAUACAGGUGGAGCCGGACAGCAGACACUGCCUUGUCACAUACAGACCAGGUCGAGCAAACCCGUCACUGCGCUCCGUGUUAAUGGAGCUUACCCGAAGCCCUCGGUCAGACAGCAGCCAGCCUUCUGUGUGUUCAUGUUCCCCAGUCCAGACCUUCAUCGCUGGCUCCUCCGGCAAGCUGCUCACCAAGAACGCCGUCUUUAAAAUUCCAGCUGCAGAGGGCUCUACACUAGUGUGUGCCGGAGAUGAGGGGACCAACUCAACCAUGGUAUGGGAUGCUGGCACUGGUGCUCUGCUUCAGAAACUGCCGGCAGAUCUUCCUGUGUUGGAUAUCUGCCCUUUUGAGGUGAACCAGAGCAGCUAUCUGGCCUCACUCACUGAGAAGAUGCUCAAGGUCUAUAAGUGGGAGUGACAUUUAUUAGUGCUGCUUGCAGUAUUGUCCACGCACUAUAACAGCUGCUUUAUUUGUAUUGGACUCAAGCCAAAUUUUAUUUUCAGUAUUUUAUAUUUUCUGUAUUAUGUUUGUUUUAUAAUGUUUAUUUGUUUGAUUUUUUACAUGGUUGCAAUUUCAUUGGUGACAUUUGUCUUGAGAGAACAAUCAGUGUUUUUCAUUGUAUAUAAAUAUGCAUUUCUAAUUGCUUUAUUAAAACAAUAAAUGCAUGAAUACUUUGAGACUAUUUGUGAAAGCCUCUCAAAAAUUUCUUA